CCCAAAACAAAGAGCUUCUCCCCACCCGCACCAGAACGUCACACCGAAAUCGAAAGCCCCCGGAUUACAGCACUUCCGUUUUCCAUCGUCAAGAAUAAGCCCGCCAUACAAAUUGUAUUUUCCUUAUCAUGGCGCCCGGUCAGAAGGCGUAUCCGCGAGGUACCGUCAAGAAGAUCAUCAAGGCUCAUUCCAACUGCAACCUGAGCAAGAAUGUCGACGUCAUGAUCUAUCUCGACUACGUCCUGUUCAUGCAGACACUUGUGAAGGAAGCGGCCAUCGAGUCCAAGAAGUCUGGAGAGAGAGGCAUCACUGCACGCAGCGUGCAAAAAGUCACAUCGGACACUCUUACGAAAUUCAGAGGUUGAUGAUCGAAACCCUUGACGAAAGAAUAGAUUCUGCAUAAAGCAUGUCACGGCAUGUUAUAUCGACACGGGCAUCCUACAGUGGUCCUCCCCAGCUACCCACCUCGGCGCAUCUGGCUUCAGCCACUGGAUGCUAGGGUCAACACACAACGCAUGCACCCACAGAACCAUCCGCACAGAGAAACACGACAUGAAAAGCCCUUGGUUGUUCGUCGAUGAACCAAGGCUGAUGUCUGUCACGGGCUGGGAUUCGACUUCAGAACGGGUGGCUUGGAGAAAUCGGAGUCGUCAUCGCUGCGAGAGACAUUGCGCCAACGGAUGGAACAUGGGGGUUGGAAGACGGGUUCAUCUGAACAGCGCCAGACGCUAAACGGACUUUGUGCGAAGAUUUGACUGGUUACAACGCGACGAACGGGAAUCCCAUCCACCGCUUGACGGCUUAUGUGUGUCCAUAGCCGCGGACUGCUAACCGAACAGCGGUUCAACAAGCAUUGACAGGCGUUGAAGAGCCGGCCGAUGCAAAUUAUUGCGGGGGAUUAGCGCGUUCAUUUAUUUACCUUGGGGUGGUGUCGGCCCUUGCAAGGCUGAGAUGCCCUGUCUGAUACGUCAUCCAACUGAGGCGGCCCGGAAGGUGCAAUCCGAAGUAGAGGUGUCGUAAGCUGUAGGAUGAAAAAGAUGCACGCGACCACGUAUCAAUGAAAGGCAUGCACCUGGAACUCGAUGUCAAUAAACAAUUAGGUAUAUACAUUGCUCAGUC
Messenger RNA from Colletotrichum destructivum, 1119 nucleotides. RefSeq names its product Putative transcription factor CBF/NF-Y/archaeal histone domain, histone-fold. Gene Ontology annotation, molecular function: protein heterodimerization activity. Gene Ontology annotation, cellular component: kinetochore; nucleoplasm. Gene Ontology annotation, biological process: chromosome segregation; mitotic cell cycle; kinetochore assembly. NCBI's taxonomy places the organism in Eukaryota, Fungi, Ascomycota, Sordariomycetes, Glomerellales, Glomerellaceae. The transcript is spliced from 4 exons. The coding region runs from base 129 to 365 and encodes 78 amino acids. The record is from RefSeq and is a predicted model, not a curated record.